Molecule: messenger RNA, 1985 nt
Organism: Pseudovirgaria hyperparasitica
Lineage: Eukaryota; Fungi; Ascomycota; Dothideomycetes; Acrospermales; Acrospermaceae
Product: arylsulfatase
Exons: 2
Coding region: 154-1842 (562 amino acids)
Molecular function (GO): arylsulfatase activity
Source: RefSeq, a predicted model, not a curated record
CAAGUCGUGCCGUGUGCUGAAUAUGAUGCGGCACAGCUCUUUUAAGAGACUGUGAAUCAUACGAUAUUUAAUGCGAGUUUCUGACUAGAUGCUCCCAUCCUGUCAGCACAAAAGCAGUUUCCCACGUUUGUUCCUACAUACAGAUAGAUCACCAUGUCAUCGACUGGAAAACGCCCCAACUUCCUCAUCAUUGUCGCCGAUGAUCUAGGUUUCUCGGACGUCGGCGCCUUUGGCAGCGAAAUUCACACCCCGAACCUGGACGCUCUCGCCAGAGAUGGUCUUCGCUGGACGGAUUUUCAUGCUGCUGCUGCGUGCAGUCCCACGCGCAGUAUGCUCCUCAGUGGGACAGAUAAUCACAUCGCCGGCGUCGGAGCCAUGAUAGAGUCCAUCGCGCCACACAAGCGCAACUGUCCAGGCUACGAAGGCUACCUGAACGACCGCGUCGCCGCCCUGCCAGAGCUCCUCCACGACGCCGGCUAUCUGACCCUGAUGUCUGGGAAGUGGCAUCUCGGGCUCGUGCGCGAGCGCUGGCCGUGCGCCCGCGGCUUCGAGCGCAGUUUCUCGCUGUUGCCGGGCGCGGCAAAUCAUUACGGCUGGGAGCCGCAGCUGGAGGAUGGAGAUGAGAUGCCGCGGCAGCAGAAGAAUACGAAUGUGUUUUAUGUUGAAGGGGAGGAGAGGCUUGCGCCGGGGCAGCUGGCGGAGAGGUAUGGCCGAGAUGGCGUGUUUUACUCCACGGAUGCGUUCGCGGAUAGGAUGCUGGGCUAUCUUGAUGAGAGGACGGAUGAGGAUAAAGAGAGGCCGUUUUUCGGGUAUCUUGCUUUCUCGGCGCCGCAUUGGCCGCUGCAGGCGGAUGAGAGCGAUAUCGAGCCGUAUCAUGGCAGGUAUGAUGACGGUCCUGAGGUAUUGAGACAGGAGCGUGUGAGGAGGUUGAAGGCGCUUGGGCUGGUCCCGAAGCACGCCGUUUCGCACGACGUCGUGGCGCCACAUGAUGGCGUGUUGAGUAGAGACUGGGACACUCUGACGACGGAGCAGAAGCGCUUCUCGUCUCGGACGAUGGAGGCAUAUGCCGGGAUGGUGCACCGUAUGGACCACGCCAUAGGCCGCGUGCUCGAUCGUCUACGGGAGACAGGGGAAUUAGACAAUACCCUGGUGCUCUUCAUGUCCGACAACGGGGCAGAGGGGCUGCUGUUCGAGGCUACACCGGUCAUCAAAGGCAGUAUCCAUGCUCACAUUGAAAAGUACUACGACAACAGCAUCGCGAAUAUCGGCCGGAAGAACUCGUAUGUUUGGUAUGGACCGCAUUGGGCGAGUGCUGCCACAGCGCCGAGCUGGCUUUACAAGAUGUUCUGCUCAGAAGGCGGUAUCCGGGUGCCGCUGAUCCUCAGAUAUCCUGGUUUGCCCCCUGAUAAGUCGGAGAAUCGUGUCGAGCACGCUUUUGCAACUGUCAUGGACAUCACGCCCACAAUCCUAGACCUCGCUGGCGUCAAACAUCCUGGCCCGAAUUGGCGCGGACGGAAGAUCGAGCUGCCCAGGGGCCAGUCGAUGGUUCCCUAUCUCCGAGGCGCUCGGUCACGAAUCCAUGAUGAAGAUAGCACGCACGGCUGGGAGCUGUUCGACAGAAUGGCGAUCAGGAAAGGCAAGUGGAAGGCAACCCACAUACCGAAGCCGUACGGGCCGGGCAAAUGGCAGUUAUUCGACCUCGAGCAGGACCCGGGUGAGACGGUGGAUAGGGGAGAUGAGAAUGCAGCGAAGUUGAGAGAACUGCUUGCGGCGUGGGAUCAAUACGUUGAGGAGGUUGGAGUUGUAGGCGCGGCACCGGAAUAUGGAACUGUGGUUGUGUAGAAGUAGGGCUGUGGUUGUGUAGAAGUAGGGCUGUGGUUGUGUAGAAGUAGGGCUGUGGUUGUGUAGAAGUAGGGCUGUGGUUGUGUAGAAGUAGGGCUGUGGUUGUGUAGAAGUAGGGUUGUUGAUAGUAGAGCUAGUGUAUG